UCAGCCAAAGCAUCAGAGAGUGACGAUUCUGACUCCGAGGCAGAAAAAGGGACAAAAAAGAAAAAGGGAAAAGGGAAGAAGAAGAAGGAGGAGAGGCCUCCAUCCCCGGACAUUGAGUUUGACAGCCUGGAGGAGUUUGUCCUGCAGCCAGCCCAGCAGGGGGUGACUGUCAAAUGCAAGAUGACCCGGGACAAGAGGGGCAUGGACAAAGGCUUGUACCCCACAUAUUAUCUCCACCUCGACAAUGAAAAGAAGGUCUUUCUACUGGCUGGGAGAAAACGAAAGAAAAGCACAACCUCCAAUUACCUUAUCUCCAUUGACCCCACAGACUUGUCUAGGGAUGGAGAAAAUUUCAUUGGAAAGUUGAGGUCCAAUAUGAUGGGUACUAAGUUCACAGUGUUUGACAAUGCUCUGCAUCCAGACAGAGCUCUACCAGACAUGUCCAAUGCUCGCCAAGAACUAGCAGCCAUCAUUUAUGAAACUAAUGUCUUGGGAAUAAAGGGCCCCAGAAGGUUGACCGUCAUCAUCCCAGGAAUGGGCAAGGACAGUGAACGGGUACCCAUCCGACCUCGCAGAGACAACAACGGUUUACUGAUGAAGUUCCAGAACAGAAAGAUGGACAAUCUGAUCGAACUCCACAACAAGACCCCCACGUGGAACGACGACACGGCGUCACAUGUGCUGAACUUCAACGGCAGGGUCACACAGGCCUCCAUCAAGAACUUUCAGAUCAUCCACAGCAAAGAUGAGGCCUAUAUUGUGAUGCAGUUUGGACGAGUAGCAGAUGAUGCUUUCACUCUGGACUAUAGCUACCCCAUGUGUGCAGUGCAGGCCUUUGCCAUCGCUCUAUCCAGCUUUGAUGGCAAAAUAACCUGCGAAUAACAGGAAACCAUGGGCCCCUGUGCCGCCUCAAGCUGCUGCAACUCGUUAUAUUACACACUACCAGAAAGAAGAAUUUCCUUCACCACUCAACAUCAGUGCAAGGUACACAGAAGGAUGGACGUCCUAGACGAGAUGGGAAUCCAAGUGCAUUUGAUAACACAUGGACUGCCUUCUGGGAUUGUUUGGUUUGUUUGCGUCUCAUGCACAGGAGGCUGCCGAGAGGAGGGCGGCUCAUAAUAAUGGCCCGGAACUGAGCUGACGGAACGGCAUCUUGAAGACAGCUUGGCUGUCGAAACGUUGGUAAUUACAUUUUUGCAUCUGAGCUCCUAGAGUGUGCGGCUCUCUUUUAUUUUCAGGAAUGGCAUCAAACACCUGGAAACCAUGUGUUUGAUACCACUCCACUAAUUCCACUCCAGCCAUUACCACGAGCCCGUCCUCCCAAAUUAAGGCGCCACCAACCUCCUGUGGUCUCAUGAUAAUGAUAAUAAUAAACUUUUCUGGGAACAACGUUACUUUGUCCAUAGGAGAUCCUUGCUGAUGCUGCAUGCAAGGCUGAGCACUUGAGAUGUGGUGUGCUUUGGCAUUACACCAUUUCAGUUUCGGGGGAUGCAGACCAAUUGGGGUAUGAAAGUAACAUCUGAAGACUGGAAGCCUAUCUCCCUCCCAUCUACAUCAAGGAUUUUAUAGUAUAGUACAUGUCCAAUUCAUUCUGUUGUAUUUCGUUUGGAAGACAAAUCCAAUCAUGUGUAAUCUCAAGUCCAUUGGUAGAAAAACUGGUUCUUCGAGGACUUAUUUAGGCAUACUUGUUCUUAUUAUCAGUAGGGUUACGUUUGUUUCCAUGCAUUGUGUUAUGUCAACAUGAAAUUGACCUUAUUUUAGCUCAAUGUGUGCUUAUCAGAUGUCUACUCUAUGUUCAUGUUAGGGAUUUUUAUCACCAAUAUUAUGACCUUCUUAAACAAAUUAGAGGUUUCAUUGUGAACACUUAAGCGGCAGUGGCACAAGGCAAUAUGCUUGUACCAAUUGACUGUCGACAGUCACAAGUAUUUUACUAAUCUCAUUUGCUGUUCUCAUUCCACUCAAGCAACAAUUCUGUUGUUCUGAUACCUGCCUUUUUAUGUUCUCUCUAUGUACAGUUGAAGUCGGAAGUUUACAUACACCUUAGCCAAAUACAUUUAAACUCAGUUUUUCACAAUUUCUGACAUUUAAUCCUAGUAAAAUUCCCUUAGGAUCACCAUUUUAUCUUAAGAAUAUGAAAUGUCAGAAUAAUAGAGAAUGAUUUAUUUCAGCUUUUAUUUCUUUCAUCACAUUCCCAGUGGGUCAGAAGUUUUCAUACACUCAAUUAGUAUUUGUUAGCAUUACCUUUAAAUUGUUUAACUUAGGUCAAACGUUUUGGGUAGCCUUCCACAAUAAGUUUGGUGAAUUUGGGCCCAUUCCUCCUGACAGAGCUGGUGUAAAUGAGUUAGGUUUGUAGGCCUUCUUACUCACGCACACUUUUUCAGUUCUGCCCACAAAUUUUCUAUAGGUUUGAGGUCAGGGCUUUGUGAUGGCCUCUCCAAUACCUUGACUUUGUUAUCCUUAAGCCAUUUUGCCACAACUUUGGAAGUAUGCUUGGGGUCAUUGUCCAUUUGGAAGACCCAUUUGCGACCAAGCUUUAACUUCCUGACUGAUGUCUUGAGAUGUUGCUUCAAUAUAUCCAUAUCUUUCCGGCCUCAUGAUGCCAUCUAUUGUGUGAAGUGCACCAGUCCCAACUGCAGCAAAGCACCCCCACAUUUGAACCAGACUUGUGGAGGUCUACAAUUUUUUUUCUGAGGUCUUGGCUGAUUUCUUUUGAUUUUCCCAUGAUGUCAAGCAAAGAGGCACUGAGUUUGAAGGUAGGCCUUGAAAUACAUUCACAGGUACACCUCUAAUUGACUCAAAUUGUCAAUUAGCCUAUACUUUUCUGGAAUUUUCCAAGCUGUUUAAAGGCACAGUCAACUUAGUGUAUGUGAACUUCUGACCCACUGGAAUUGUGAUACAGUGAAAUAAUCUGUCUGUAAACAAUUGUUGGAAGAAUUACUUGUGUCAUGCACAAAGUAGAUGUCCUAACAGACUUGCCAAAACUAUAGUUUGUUAACAAGAAAUUUGUAGAGUGGUUGAAAAACUAGUUUUAAUGACUCCAACCUAAGUGUAUGUAAACCGAGAACUGUAUGUUCUCUCUUAGGCUAGAUUCUGACUUUGUAUGAAUCAUGUGGACAAGAGACUUAUAUUGACAGCUAUUGACAAACAUAAGGCUCCAUUAUUGUCGAUUUGAUAACGAUUCUUAAUGAAGGUAACAAUGCAUUUCAGUGUCUUGCGAACCAAAGUGCAGGCUUGGAGAUAAAUUCAUUAUUAUUUGAGCAUGUUAUCUGCAAAUAAAGUAUGACAUGUUUAAAACAAAUUCUUAUAAUAUAAUAAUAUAUAAGGAUAAGCGUAUACAGGAUAAGCGUAUUGUUGCACAAACAAUUUUAUUUUACACCUGCUACAUUAGGUUGCACAAAUCCAAAAAAUGACGCUGUAGUUUACUGUGCAUUUGACAGCCCUAUACUAGUGUUUACAUUAAAACUAAUUGGAAACUCAAUGCUAACUGUGGCCUGCAGUGAUUUGACUCUUGCUUUUGUCUGACAUCAAAAUAUUUGUAAUUGGAAAAUGUUUUUUUAUGACGAGAGAAUUGGUUACAAAUGUAUCAGCCGUUGGUUUUCUAGUUGUGGACUAUGGAGUGAGAUGUGUUUCUUUAUUCUGUAAAUAUGUCUACCUCGAUCUGUGCAUAUUCAGCAUAACUCACAAAUAAAACUGGUUAUGAAUUAAUAAAACUAU
Messenger RNA from Oncorhynchus keta (chum salmon), 3714 nucleotides. RefSeq names its product tubby-related protein 1-like. The annotation marks the transcript as partial. Gene Ontology annotation, biological process: protein localization to cilium. The record is from RefSeq and is a predicted model, not a curated record. The transcript is spliced from 7 exons. Gene Ontology annotation, cellular component: cilium. Gene Ontology annotation, molecular function: actin filament binding. NCBI's taxonomy places the organism in Eukaryota, Metazoa, Chordata, Actinopteri, Salmoniformes, Salmonidae.